AUGCAGGUGUGCCUUCAGCGAGACGGUGGGUGUGGUAUGCUGAGCAUCCGCCCCGCCAUCAUCCUCGACUGCUCCAAGGCGGAGCGCGAAGCUGCAAUCAUUGCCAUGCCGAACUUCCCGUGGACAAAGUCGAAUCGGUCGCACCAAUCUGUCGACAAUACUUCGUCAGGGCAGCAGUCACCUGUGCCAUCUAGUACUGUACACGAUCAAGGGCCGGCGCUGCGAUAUCAGACGUCUGAGAGCCAACAAGCGCCCAUACAGAUCCAGCAGCCUCCUGUAGAUCACCAGCUCCAGGCCAGCGCAGCCCAGGCCCAGUAUAGAGAACAGUUUCCCACGCGCAAUCCGAGCCAUAGGCUGAGCGCACAUCUCCCCCUGGGCCCGUCACAGAACUAUCACGACCAGACGGGUCCUCAGCCAGCACAAGGCCUUGAAUCCCCUCGUCGCGGCUCUUACCAGCCCCAAUCUUCACCUGCUGCAUACACGCCCGAGCCCAAGAAGCAGUCGCUGCGCAGCCGCAUCGCAGCCGGCGUCAAGGGACACAAGGCCGAGGAAGCAAAGGCACAGAAGAACGGCGUGGGUAGACGACAGUCCGUCCGCAAGAGUGACUCUCGCAUACCAGACUAUCAGCCGCAAGAAGAAAGUCGCGUGCAGUGGCAUCAGCCACAGGGGUCUAGCUCACAUCUGCCGCCCUCGGACGAGCAAGACGAAGACAAUCUUGACCCCUUCCUCCAAAAGGCCAGUGAAGAGACGCCCGAGGUGCCACCCAAAGACACCCCCUACCAGCAGAAUCUCCAACACCCUCAACAGUUUGCGCCGCAGCCACAACAGGAACAAUACAAUCGGCCCCCACUUGGCACCGAGGGCAGCUAUUCGACCAAAGGCGGGGUAGCUGAUCAGUACAGUGCUGAACAACACAAAGGCCAGGGUUUACAGCAACCACAGCAGCAUAUCCCCUCACAGCGAUACCAGACCUACCAGCCUGUUGGCCAGCAUUCUAAGAGUCCGACCGAAUAUCAGGCCUUUAACCCACAGAACGCGCCAAGCCCUCUACUGCAAAACCCUCAGCCUCAAGACACGCAACAAACUUACUACCCGUACCAGCAACAAGCCGCGCAAAGCCAGUCGUCGCUAGACACGACGCAGCAAGUUCACCGUCACCAGCAGCAGCAGCAGCAGCAGCAACAACCGCAACAACAGUUUGCGACACAGCUUCAGCCGCAGCAAGACUCUCAGCCACAAACUGUUCGACAAACUGCACCGCAACCUGAUCUACAGCACCCACAGCCGAUUAGAAACCUGCCUCAAAUUGUACAACAGGUCAGACAAGUCGAGCUGCAACAAUCGCAGUUACAACCGCCCUCGUCCCACCAAAUUGCCCCACCAUCGCCGCUUCAGCCCCCGUCCUACCAAUCCUACGACGCACAGCAAGUGAGGCAGCCGCAAACGCCCAACGUGACGCCACCACAGCAGAGCCAGGACAACAUGGCACCUAGUGCGCAGGGAAAUAGGACGCUGAGGAAAGUCAACGAUGGCACUUCACAAGGACAGCCAUAUCGAGGUGAGAAGCAAAGUCAGCAGGUUUCAGAAAUGGGCCAGGCGACACCUCCGCCAAGGGGAGCUGCUAGCGAUAUGACGGACGACGAAAUCGAAAAGAUGAUGAAGGAGCAUGACGUGUUGCGCGAAAAAUACCAAAAAGUCAAACGAUACUUCUUCGAACAACAAACGCAGGUUCACCAGCUGCAGAACACUCUCGCAAACCAACGACUAUCUCUUUCGCGCACAUCUUGGGAUGACAGUGAAUAUGCGACACGCUUCAAUCGGUUAGACGGAUUAAUAGCGCAGUUGUCAUUUUCUAUCCGCAAGGACUGGAAGAGUAUACCGCAAUGGUUGCAUGUGGUCGUCAACAAAACAGCUGUGGAAACGGGUAAGCAAGAAAUGACUGCGGUUGGCCGUGCCUUCAUCUCCCACUGGCUGGUUGAGAACAUUUUCGACAAGUACUUUCACCCCGAUCUCGAGCCGGGCUUCUCGACACAACUACAGUCGAUUCAUUCGAAUAUCCGCAGGUUUGCGCCACCGUGUCACAGUACAGAAGAUGAAGAGUCGCUUGCUGCAAAGAUCAUCAACUGGCGACUGGCUACGUUGGAAGGCCUUGCAGACACAUUAAGAGCGCCACAGGCUACAAUCUAUCGCGAGAAACUAACCGAGACGCUCAACGAGAAGCUCAUUGCAUCUCUCCAGAUGCACAUUAAUGACCCCGCUCCUCCAGACCUCAACGGCGGUGUUCCCAUGAUUAUCGAGCUGGCUGUCAGCAUUGCUCAACAUCUACCACUCGAGAGCCGAGAAGUACAUAUUGAGUACUUUCCGCCAGGUCACGGUAUUGUACCAGAUUUCAUGAAGAUAGAGUCUGGCAUCCCCACGCUGACGGCCCCAAUCUUGGAGCUGGAUGAUGCGGAUAGAGCUUCAGUCCGAAGCAUGGCAUCCAAGCACGAUGAUAACUUGUCUAUUGCGGAGCAAGAGCAAGCACAUCUCCAGGGCAGCCAACCUCCCAAAGAAGAGAAGAAGCGUAGCAUGUUUGGCUUUGGUAGUGCGAAGAAGGUCGCUGGUCCUCCUACCCUCGGCAGCCGAGAGUCUACCCUGGGUCAGGGAGGCAGCCAGCAAAGUCUCACACAAAACCCACCGGGUAGCUCUGGUGGACCAAAAGAAGAUUCUGCACCACCGCGCGUGCGCAUGGCUGUGGGUGUGGCAGUGCAAAUCCGCGGCAAGAGCAUUUUGAUAAAGGCGCCUGUGUACAGCACAUGA
Messenger RNA from Pyrenophora tritici-repentis Pt-1C-BFP, 2799 nucleotides. NCBI's taxonomy places the organism in Eukaryota, Fungi, Ascomycota, Dothideomycetes, Pleosporales, Pleosporaceae. The record is from RefSeq and is a predicted model, not a curated record.